Ficedula albicollis (Collared flycatcher) is the source of this 3536-nucleotide messenger RNA. It is a transcript of the gene CFAP418, whose product is annotated as chromosome 2 open reading frame, human C8orf37. NCBI's taxonomy places the organism in Eukaryota, Metazoa, Chordata, Aves, Passeriformes, Muscicapidae. Gene Ontology annotation, cellular component: cytosol. The transcript is spliced from 6 exons. Bases 14 to 490 code for a protein of 158 amino acids. The record is from RefSeq and is a predicted model, not a curated record.
AGCUAAAGUGUUAAUGAGGGCUGGCAGCAGUGAAGAAGAUCUAGACGACAUUAUUGAUGAAAUCUGUAAUGACAGCAGCUUUACCAAGACACCUCCGAAAUUGAAGUCUAAUUCUGCAAGUCUCACACCUGAAAGAAAUGGUGUUGUUGUACAGGCACAUGGGAAAAGGUGCUGUCCAGUGUACCUGGGUGGAAGCCUUUCACCAUCUGGGAUAGGAACAAAUAUUUCAAAAAGAACGUGUGAUCAGCUACGUUGUACUGCUUGUGACUUCCGUGUGUCACUUUUCAAUGACUACGUCUGGGAUCAGUCCUGUGAUUAUCUUUUUUUCAGGAAUAACAUGCCUGAGCUCAGUAAACUAAGAGCAAAGAUGAUCAAGAAGAAAGGAGCACGUGCAUAUGCUUGUCAGUGCAGCUGGAGAUCCAUUGAAGAAUUAACUGACCUCCAAACGCAGCCACGGCUUCGCUGUCUUGCAAGCAGUGUGGGGAGUUGAAUUAUUAGGAGAAAUAACCAACUUGGAGGCUUUCUGGAAGCUAAAUGAGGUUAAAUUCAUACUCAGUAGUGUUAAAGAAAAGAAGAGGACAUAACACACUUUGGGCAUGGGCAAAGCUCCUUGAGACUGUUCCUCGCAUCUAGCAGAGAGCCUUAUUUCCCAUGUCUGCAGAAUCCUGGACUCAAAAUGGUGGUUUUCAUCACAAGCAUAUGAAUUUCUGCACAGACAUGAAUCCUGCUCUUCUGUUUUGCUCAUAGUUGCUAAUGAACAAGUGGUUGUUUAUCUCCUAAAAAAUUACUGUGAAAUCAGCUUUCAUCUUAAAGGUUUCAGCACACCCCAAAGCUUUACUUCCUUUUACCCACCGGUAGUCAAAACUGCAGGUGCUGAAAAUUUUCUUCCAGUUCCUACUGCUUUCUUCAGAGCACUUUCUGCUGACUAAGGACUUCUACUACAAUUAAUUUCUUCAACUUCUCUUCUUCCUCACUGCACAAGAGAUGAACAAGUUAUUGUGCAAUUAUUAAAUAGACAAUUUUAAAGAGAUUCUGAAGGGUAUGUUACUCUUUUAUCAGUAUUUUCAAAGGAGAAAGGCUCAGGCUUUUAAGAGUGAGAAAAUGUAUAUCCCCACUGAUGUUCAAAUUCAGAUUCUUUUUUUCAGUUUCACUUAGCUUUCACUUCAGCUUUUCUUUAAGAAAAAUUGUAUUCAGAAAGUGUAACUGUCCUGUUUCAACACACUCCUUUCCCUCAGUAACAUUGCUAGUUGGUGAAUUGUCUUGCUUAACCCACUAUAGUUUUAUGGGAAGUCUGUCAGUAGUUUUGCUGUGCAGUAUGUGUAGCUGUACAAUAAAUUCAGAAUUACUUUGGGCAAUUCUAGAUAUACAGAGCCAUUUCCCUUUCUCUGAAGUUUUGCUUGUACUUCCAGUCUGUACAUUUGUUCUGUUUCUGAGCUUUUCCAAGACAAUUGCAUGGUCUUAUAGAGGUGAUUCUUGUGUCUGUCGCCCUCUGAAAGAGCAGAUCUCAGCAGUGAUCAGAGGCAUCAUGCGCUCUGCACCCUGCCUACCUUGUCCUUCCAUGAGUGCUUGUUUUGGAACCUGCAGUGUGCCUGGGAAGUCUGGCAGUGCUUCUUCAGUGCUCCAGACUGCACCUUCCAGUGCCCAUGCAGCCUUGCUGUAGAGUCAGAGGUGAGUUGGCUUUGGGAGAGGUACUACUUGGCAUUAUGGUAUAGACAUAUUUAGGGUCAUGUAUCAUUUUCAGAGAAUUUAGUAUUUCAGGCUGAAGUUUCAACUGCUAGAGUCCAAAACUGCAGGUUCAGGACCAGAGACCAGUUGACUAAUGCUCAGUCAGCUCCUAGAAGAGCUCUGCUUGCCCUUCUGUCCUUUGUGGUCUGGGCUGUACACAGUGAGUGUUCCUGGGUGUUCUUCAGGUGGGCCCAAGCAACUUUCAUGCCUAGAGAGCAUCAGUGCUAAGAAUAAGAGAAGAAUCCAGCAGUAGGCAACAAGGUCUGGGGAAGAAACCUGCUUUCCAUUCUUCUUGAAGAAUGGAUUUUAAAAAGUGCUGAGUUGCCUUGGCUUUUCUAUUCCAAGACUAUUUGGAACUCAUGACCAAGUAGUUCCACAGGGUGUCUUUUGGCUAGAAUUGUUCUGAAACUCGUGCCACAGUGUAGAAACAAGCUGGGCUUGCAUGCAACCUGUAAGCCGGAAAUGGGGAAAAUCCUAAUUCCCAUCUCAAUUCAUGAGACCAAGUCUUAUGUGACUUGGAAAGGGAGCAUGUCUCCUGCACCCUGAACAUUCCCCUGAAAUAAUCAGGCUUAUUCAGGUGUAGUUAACUUGUUUCUGGCCCUGGGCAGAGUGGUGGGAUAUGACAGCUUUUUGUCCAAGGGAAGUUAUAAACAAGUACAGAAAUAGUGCUUCUUUUACAGUUUUCAGAAUUUAUCAUAUUUCUAGAUUAGAGAAUAAUUGCUACGUCAUUAGGUACAAUUACUCUGUUGGAAGGAGGAGCAGUAUUAAGAUUUGAUUUCCUUUCCUUUGCUUUCUUCAGUUACAUGUUACAAACCACUCCAAAGUCCUUGGAUGAAAAGAAUGUAAAGAAAGGUAAAAUAGAGCGUGAAUGUUCAUUUGAUGAAGGUAUUGUCAGAUUGUACAAGGUUUUCCAGAUGUAGCCCAGACCCUAAGUGAUAUUUCUGUGUUGGUUAUCUGAGAUAGCAGGGAUUAUGUAGAGAGUUCUAUUUAAGAAUAUGUAAAGAAUUCUGUUUAAGAAUGCAAUUCAGCUGUUGUCCAAUGGAGUACUGGAGAACAGUGUUGCUAAAUAUAAAUGUGACCAUUGUUUCCCUCCAAUUUUUUUGCCUUGGAAUAAAAAUACUAUUUCCAUUUGUGAAAUGGGCAAGGUGAAAAUUCAAGACUUUUGUUUUGCCUACUGAUAUGCUUGGAAAUUUUCUAGCCUGUCCCAUUAGUCUGCAGCAGAUCCCUCAAAAAAACAGAAGCAAUGAAGGAUGACAGAAUGAGAUUCCAUCAAAUUUUAAUAUGCUGCUCUGACUUACCUUUCACUUGUUUUACCUGCAAACUAUGGAGGCUGAAUAUAGUUCAGAAGAGUCAUUAUUAAGAAUCGAUCUGCCAUUAAAGUUAACUUACAGAAGCAUAAUAACAUUACAUGUAGCAAGCUCUGCACUGUAUUAUCUCAAAUAAAGAUUUUUUUUUCCAAACACCUAUUUUAGUUUUGUGCUGAAGAUAUUCUGCAAAUGCUGCCACUUGCUGAAAGACUGCCACUUCUCUUGUUUCCUGGCAUGUGAGUCUUUGGGUCAUGUAACCAGCACGUGGUAAUCACACAAUACAAGAAGUGCUAUGUUGGGAGCUGCAUACGCGAAUUUUUCUUCCUGCCAGGCUCCUUUUUCAGACGAUCUGAUGUUCUGUCUGUGGUGUGACACCUGAUAACUGCAGGCAGGUGGAGUGAAGGAGCAUCAGGAGCUGCUCGUUGUUAGGGCCAUAUCUGAUGCCUGGGGUUUGGCACGUGUGCUUUGAGAAAAUUUUUCAAAUUUUUCACUUAAUAAAAUGAA